AUGAUAUCAGAUAUGGUGGCAAAUGAACGAAUGCAGGCAAAUAUUGAUGCGAAUCCACUACGGAUCAGUUCAACAGCGCGUGUGAAUAAUUUGGCAUGCGUUCCUGAUGUCCUUGUUACUUUGUUUGGUAAGGAGCAUCAAAUGAAGCAAGGAUUCACAACCAAUAGGCAAACUGGAAAUUCUUCGAUUUCUGGGUCUAAAAAGAAGCAGAAGCAAGUCAUUCUCAUCAGCGUCGAUAGUGUAAUCAAUCCGGAAGCAGAGCAGAUAAGGUGGUGA
Messenger RNA from Opisthorchis viverrini, 276 nucleotides. RefSeq lists its product as hypothetical. Bases 1 to 276 code for a protein of 91 amino acids. The record is from RefSeq and is a predicted model, not a curated record. NCBI's taxonomy places the organism in Eukaryota, Metazoa, Platyhelminthes, Trematoda, Opisthorchiida, Opisthorchiidae. The transcript is spliced from 2 exons.